GCUCGGGAAAUGGGUGGCUGCGUUGUCUUGGGUCGGGUUUGGAGUGGCUCGUGGUGGGGGUUGAGGGUCUGCGCAGCGCCCAGGAACGCAGGCUUUGCCACCGAGGCCCGGCAUCAGCUGCGACCUAGAGGCUCCAGCAAACGGUUAGGGCCUCUCGGGGACCAGUCCUUCCUGGGCCUGUUACGGACAAAGAAUCUCAGUCGGGAGAAGUUGGUCGAUGUGCUGAGGGCAGCCGUGGUGGAACAGAAAGGACCUCUAGUGACCCUGAAUAAACCACAAGGACUGCCAGUAACAGGAAAACCAGAAGAGCUGACAUUGUUCUCAGUGCUGCCAGAGCUGAGCCAGUCCCUGGGGCUUGGGAAGCAGGAGCUCCAGGUUGUCCGAGCACCUGGGAAGGAGACCUCUGGGCUUGUACUCCUUUCCAGUUGUCCCCAGACAGCAAGUUGCCUUCAGAAGUUCUUCAGCCACUCGCGUAGAGCCCAGAGACCAACAGCCACCUACAGUGCUGUCACUGUUGGGAUCCCGGGUGUUUCUGAGGGGAAGAUCCAAGCAGCUCUGAAACUGGAACCCACUGAUGGGGUGAAUCUUGUAGUUCCAGUGAGGAACCCAUCCCGGAAGGACAUCCUAGAAGGUGUCAAGAAGACCCUCAGCCGCUUCCGUGUGGUGGCCACAGGCUCUGGCUGUGCCUUGGUCCAACUGCAGCCACUGACAGUGUUCCCCAAUCAGCUCCAGGUGCACAUGAUACUACAGCUUUGUCCCGUGCUCGGCGACCACAUGUACUCUGCUCGAGUGGGCACUGUCCUGGGCCAGCGCUUCUUGCUGCCACCUGAGAACGCCAAGCCCCAAAGACAGGUCCUGGAUGAAACCCUCCUCAGACGCCUCCACCUGACUCCCUCCCAGGCUGCUCAGCUGCCCUUGCACCUCCACCUGCAUUGCCUCCUCAUCCCAGGCCCCAGGCCCAGGGACACCCCCAUCGAGCUUCUGGCACCCUUGCCUCCAUACUUCUCCAGGACUCUCCAGUGCCUGGGCCUCCACCAACAAUAGUCCCCCUCUAUUUCUGACCUCUCGCUGGAAAGCAGAGGGGGCGCUUUCUUUGCACCAGACCCAAGGAGAACGAGGUCAGUGUUCAACAUUCAUAAAGCCAUGGUUUAAGUCCUGGGCUCUACAGUCAGACAUACCUAAGAUCAACUCCUUUCUAGGCCACUUGCUUGCUAUGUGGCAUUGGACAAGUAACUUCACCUCUCUGGACUUGAGAUAAUAAAAAU
Molecule: messenger RNA, 1265 nt
Organism: Otolemur garnettii (small-eared galago)
Lineage: Eukaryota; Metazoa; Chordata; Mammalia; Primates; Galagidae
Gene: RPUSD3
Product: RNA pseudouridylate synthase domain containing 3
Exons: 9
Coding region: 10-1044 (344 amino acids)
Biological process (GO): pseudouridine synthesis
Molecular function (GO): pseudouridine synthase activity; RNA binding
Source: RefSeq, a predicted model, not a curated record